Sycon ciliatum is the source of this 4405-nucleotide messenger RNA. RefSeq names its product eyes absent homolog 3-like. The transcript has 12 exons. Gene Ontology annotation, cellular component: nucleus. Gene Ontology annotation, biological process: anatomical structure development; negative regulation of extrinsic apoptotic signaling pathway in absence of ligand; positive regulation of DNA repair. Bases 893 to 3271 code for a protein of 792 amino acids. Gene Ontology annotation, molecular function: protein tyrosine phosphatase activity. The record is from RefSeq and is a predicted model, not a curated record. Lineage: Eukaryota; Metazoa; Porifera; Calcarea; Leucosolenida; Sycettidae.
AACCAAACAGUUGACUCAACUCCUGAUCUGCCAGUGCUGCAACUACAAUUGCACCGGACAAAAGUGAUGGGGGCUGCUUCAGUUUCUUGCGUAGGCAUCCACUUUGCCGGGAAGUGGCCAGGCAAGUGCCUCUACUUGUAGUUUGUUACCAGCCGUGACAAAAACUCCGGUUACCAGCUUGUAGGUGUGACUGAGGGCACUAACCAGUCACAGAGAAGUGCCCGGCCGCCUUGAUCUUACUGUGCGUACAUAGACUUGUGGGGUGCGUACGCAUAGCUACCCUGAACAUGUCAGUGACAUAAGCGCUGGUGGCCAGUGUUCCCUCCUGUGUUCCCUGGUGUUGGAAAGUUCACUGUGGGCAUGCAUGCAUCAAUCCCUUUGCCACUCCUGCUGCAUAUUUGGCCACAUUCAGUGAGAAUCACAAAGGGCUUGCCGAUUAUGCAAAAUCACCCAAUAUCGAAUGUCGGGUCACGAUGAUGAGCCCACGGUUACCCCAGUACAUGCACAUGUGUGAUACCACUCCUAGACAAAACCACUCUGUGCUAUAAAUGCCUUGGACAGGUCUUGGCUGUCUGCCAUCUGCUUGCAACUCAAUUUUAUCCCAAAGGCAAUAUUGCAAGGGAGGAGAAUAAAUGAAGGUGGCGACUUUCAAACACCUGGUGCUUCAUUCAAGAUAAGGCUCGCCGGUGACGACCACAUGCUUAUCUUCCUGGUGGUUUUGAAGAACUGUACAGGUGAUUUCUGCAAUACAUGAUGAGCUGAGAAAGUGUGUCGCUACACCUAAUUAUUAUUCACGGUAAAUUGGUGCCUGGAGCCUCCGUAGAACUACAGCAAAGAGGACUCUAACCUGUCGGCACCAGCAGCAGCAACAGCAGCACUAUCUCUUCAUCCGAUGGUUACAAUGGCGGCUGCUGUACCCCAGGCAAGGUACAUCAACCGGCCAGAGUACGGUGCUGGGACGGGAGCAGUCAAUGUGGCAGCAGCCAGUGGAGAGAUUAUACCAGCACAGCAGCUAAUGCAAGCCGCCAACAUCAUCAGCCCCGUUGCCCAGGCAACCGCAGCACACGUAACCAGGACUACGCACGCCGCAUCCUAUCCGGUCUACCAGAGCAGUGGCCAGCAAACUAUGGCGUAUAUUCCUGGUGCCAUUCAAGGUCAGACGAUGAGUGGACAAGCAGAGACCCAAACAGCAGCAGUGCCAUACCAGCAAACACAGACGACUGAGCAGUACCCAACGUCAUCGUAUUCCACAUCGGGAGCGACCGCAGUACCUGUGACUGGCCAGUGGACUGCGUCUCAGCAAGACACAACUGUGGCUAUCGGGUCAAUGGCAUAUCAAACUCCUCCACAGGAGCAGGCGCAAGCGCAGGCCACGUGCUUUGUCUGGCCUAUGCCGGGCAGUGGACAGGUCGCACAAACCUUCACCAGGACUGAUGUGCACCCACUGCACCACCACCACCACCACCACCAGCACCAGCAGCACCAGCAGUCGUCACAACAGCAGCCAGAACAUCAACAGCCACAACAGCAACAGCAACAACCACAACAGCCGCAUCAGCAACAACUGAUGUCACAGCAGCAGCAGCAACAGCAGCAGCAUGCAGAUGUUAGUGCCUCUUCUGUUGUAACCGGUGGUGGUCUUGGUACAGCUGAGUCUGUUGGUCAACUUGCACAAUCUACAAUUGCAUCUCCACUAGUUGCCCCUCUGGUAAAUUCUCCCGAGCAACAGCAUUCUCCAGCUGGUGAGAAACUAUUUGAAGAAUCAUUGGUGAAGCGCCGCCAUCUUGCUCAACCCUCGGAGAGUGACAGGAGCCAGAAACUGUCGGACGCAAGUGAAGUCAUGUCCCCGCAGCGAUACAGUCUUGCACAUGUCUCGGCCAUUUACCACCAGCAUCAUCAACAGCAGCCCGCACAACACACAUCAACCACUCAGCCGUCGCCGAUGAGAACAUACUUUCAGGGAUACACGCCUACACCAGUGUAUGGCUCCUCAACACCAGUCGUGCCCGUGGCCAACCCAGCACAGCAGCACCAGGUGUCAGUCUACCCGUUAGCAAGUCAGCAAACUGCGGGUGCAGUUCAAACUCUUCAUGCCGUUCCAACUGCGCCGGGAUACAGACACGCCACGACUGCCAGUGGUGCAAUGCAACAAGCCACCGGUCUCAACCCGGUCACAACGACGACGUGCUACCAUCCCGCACCGUACCUCAUCACUCCAAACACUCCGCCGUACCAGGUACGCGACGUGCGUGUAUCACCGACCUCACCGCUGGUCCAAUCAGACACGUACGCGGCCACUGGUACAAUGCCCCUGCAACACCAACAUGCACACCAUCACCAGCUGCAUCAGCACCAGCCGCACCAGCACCCGCAUGCGCAGGGCAUGCGAAUGCACACGCUCGACUCCGGGCGGCCACGCCGAAGGAAGUCGCAGCCUGUGGAUGAUGGCGAUCCCGGCAGAAAAAUCUUCAUCUGGGACCUUGACGAGACGCUGCUUCUGUACAGUUCACUCUUGGACGGUUCUUUUGCCAAGACCAUGGACUUGGACUGCCACCGCAUGGAUCACCUUGGAAGGACUCUAGAAAAGCUUAUCUUUGCUCUGUCGGACAGCUCUUUCUUCCUCAAAGACCUGGAGAAAUCUGACCAGUGUCACAUUGAGGAUGUUGUUCAAGAUGGAACGGUUGUAGAUCUACGGGAUUAUGACUUUGCAAAUGAUGGCUUCACACCAACAUCGCCCGAGGCAUCCGGGGAAAUGGAGGCAGCCGUCCAGCAGCAAUGGUACCGGCAGCUAGCCAAUCGUUACUUGCAGAUACAGAACACAUGGAGCCGUGCAAGGACAACAGCACUGACAGAUCUGUUGCCAAUGGACCAGGUAAAGGAGAAUGAACAGUUACAGCAAGAACUUGAUCAGAAUGCAGAGAGUUGGCAUCGAACUGUACUGAGGUGUCUUGCACUCAUUAGUUCAAGGUCAAACUGCAGCAAUGUGGUGGUGUCUAGCUGUCACUUCGUGCCCACGCUUAGCAAGUUGCUGCUGUACGGCAUGGCGCCUCACUUCCCGCUGUCCGGAGUGUACGGUUCAGCAUCUUGUGGGAAAGAGGCAUGCAUUGAGAGAAUCAAGGCACGCUUUGGAGGCAAGUGCACCUACUUGGUCAUAGGCAAUGGCGGAGAAGAGGAAGCAGCGAGUCGCAAGCUUGACCUGAUAUUCUGGCCAAUUCGCAAAGUGUCCGAUCACCAAGCGCUUCUGCAGGCACUGUCGCUGGAGCACAUGUAGCAGCGGAAUGAGCUCCGCUGAACUGCACGGUAACCGCAUAAGAAUCAGGAGUCCUUGGGCAGCACCAGGAAGGCAGCACAAUAGCUGCAUGAUAAUGUAACAAGAGCCGCAACACACCGUACGGUAGUAUUGCAAAAGCAUAUAGACGCAAGCAAUCAUGGAGCAUCAUCAUGCAGCACAUAUGAAUCGCCAAAUAUAGCAACGACAUUGACUCUGCUCAAGCUUGAAACGGCAAUGUAUUAAUUUAUCCUAUCCCAAUUGGCGUGGCAUCCUGCAACAGCCAAACAUACGAUUAUAUUGUGGAAAUAAUUCAUCGUUUCGUAACAGCAUAAAAGUAUUCUCUUCGUUUAGGUCUGUUUUCAGAUUGUAUUUAUUUCCUUUUCCGAGGCUGUAAUUAUUUUUAACCAGUGUACUAAAUUAUAGGAAUUUAGGCCGAGCAUUCGUUUAACAGAUAGGGUUAUUUUGAUCGCACUUCUCCCAGCUGCAAAGUAUCGCUAUAUCGCUUUCAAUGGUAAAAAUAAUGAAUUAUUUGAAGGAGAUACUAGUAAUCGGGUAGCGACUUCUAUCUGCGAUGAUUUCAUAGGAAACUUGUCAAAUCAGUGGAAAGCGUGAUCUCCGGUGCGGAGAGAAACCAACUUUCUAGAAUCAUUUGAAAUCAAAAUCAAUCAUUGGAGGUACAUGCAUGCAUGUAUUCUCACUUCACACAGUCAGUGCCAACCUAGGGUACGUAGAGGUCAGAAAUGUUAGACUAGAAUAGUACUAGCAACUGCUACUGCUAGCAGGUCAGCGGUGUAGUGAACCAGCUACAUCUACUUGAAUAACUCGAGCUAGCACUGCCGUAGUACCCAAGACUUAACUUCCCAAGAGUAGACCUCUACACAAUGCAAAGCAGUUACAUGUAACGUAACCAUGGUAACCCCACCGUCAUUACUGCCGUUAAAAUAGUAGAUCAAUCUGACAUGACGACAUGUGGACUUCGCAGGACAUACUGUUGUACUUGUACUUUUUUAAGUUGUAGCCUCAUACUCAUAGUCAUACUCAUACUCAUACUCCUACUCAGGGAGGCUUUUACGACUCCCUGGUCUUACUCAUACCGGUACAUAACAUUAACAGCCAUUGUCUCUGUCAACUAAA